AUGUCAAUUGGCAGAUUCUCGGAGUGGCGCAAGCUGCCGCUGACCCUGACGGAGCUGUGCAUCGAUACUACUCUUCGGUGCGGACAAAGCUUUCGCUGGCGAAAGCUGGACGAUGAAUGGACAUGUUCACUCUACGGACGCGUUCUAUCCUUAAAACAGGAAUCGGAUUCACUUUGGUACAGAUCAUAUAAGCCUCCGCCUGUUGAAUCAUCUACACUUCCUACGCCACCGAUCUCUACUGCAGCAACGCAACGUGGAACGCCGGAUGACGACGACACCGAGGCAUUGAUUCACCAUUAUUUCAAUCUGGAGUAUAACCUAUCGGAUUUAUACGAGCAAUGGGCAGCUUCGGAUCCAAACUUCAAAAAGAAAGCAGUGAAGUUUGCUGGUAUUCGGAUCAUGAGACAGGAUGCUUGGGAAACCCUUGUUUCUUUCAUCUGCAGCAGCAACAACAACAUAGCGCGAAUAUCGCAGAUGGUGGAAAAGCUAUGUGUCAACUACGGCCCGUUCAUUGGCCAAUUGGGCGAUCAGAAAUAUUAUGAUUUCCCAGAUCCUUCAGCCUUGACUGGUACUGGCGUCGAAUCACAUCUCCGAGAGCUUGGGUUUGGAUAUAGAGCCAAAUAUAUCUAUCAGACUGCAAAGAUAGUUGCAAACGAACGGGAGCCGGGGUGGUUGAACAGCUUACGGAACCCAGAAAAGCCCGCCUUCAACGAGGAGCCGGCUACACCAGGAGGAGUACCCAGGGGCGAGGAAUCUGGUUACCGAGAGGCUCAUGAACAACUGCUGGCUCUACAGGGCGUUGGUCCGAAGGUCGCAGAUUGUGUUUGUCUGAUGGGCCUUGGUUGGGGAGAGUCAGUUCCUGUUGAUACACAUGUUUGGCAGAUUGCUCAGCGUGACUAUAAAUUCGGAAAGGGGAAGCAGAAGACGCUAAACAAAGCAACAUACGACGCUGUUGGUGACCAUUUUAGAGAGUUAUGGGGCAAAGAAGCUGGUUGGGCACAGAGUGUUCUAUUUACAGCCAACCUCAGGUCCUUUUCGGACCGAUUAAACCCCAAAGCUGAAACCCACGACCAGUCUACCGGGGCUCUUAAAGUCGAGUCAAAAGUAGAGGUAGACCAAGUAAAGCAGGAGGUGGAAGAAGAUGGCAUUCGGGUUACCACUCGAAUCUCUGUCAAAAGAGAGCUAUCUGAAGGUGAAGAUUCAGGCCCUAAAGAUAAUGCUAACAUUUCUGAGUCUGCUCCGAAGAAACGGAAGACACGAGCAUCCAGGUCACGGAGAUAG
Messenger RNA from Nannizzia gypsea CBS 118893, 1281 nucleotides. RefSeq names its product N-glycosylase/DNA lyase. Gene Ontology annotation, cellular component: nucleus. Gene Ontology annotation, molecular function: damaged DNA binding; 8-oxo-7,8-dihydroguanine DNA N-glycosylase activity. Lineage: Eukaryota; Fungi; Ascomycota; Eurotiomycetes; Onygenales; Arthrodermataceae. The record is from RefSeq and is a predicted model, not a curated record. The transcript is spliced from 4 exons. Gene Ontology annotation, biological process: base-excision repair; nucleotide-excision repair; base-excision repair, AP site formation. Bases 1 to 1281 code for a protein of 426 amino acids.